CUCGGUGACGGGACGAUAAGAGGAUUGCUGUUGCUCUCAAUUAAUUAUCGAAAAAAUUACUCAAUCACCGAGAACGAUAAUUAUUAUACUUGAGAACAUUUCGGGGAUUAAAAGGUCGUUCGGGUCGGAUCGUUAGAAUGCACGGUGAACCGUAGAGAAAAAGUCGUUUCGGAACUUGCAGAUACUUUCAAACAUUUACAAAUACACUUCUCCUGCGCCUGAAAAGGUGCAAUUGAUAAGCAAUUAAUAAUAAGUAAUGGGUAAUCAGUGAAAAGAAUAUUUAAAUCUAUAUCGACGUCCUUUACACACACGUUAAUCGCAACGUAGACGGUUGUGACUAAAAAUUUCUAAAUUACUUGUCGGGAUGAUGAGAAGUUCGGUCGUAUUUAGUUAUUGGAACAAUGAAUGCUGCUUCUAGAAAGAACAUUUUGAAAAUUUGAAAAUUUUGUUCAAUACGUGAACAGGAAAGUCGUCCGUAACUUCUUGCAGGAGUGACAGGACGCAUCCAUCAUUUAACGGGUGAAUCUCUCCAUUGGAAAGCAAUCUUUUCGUCAGCCUAAACAGAUAUAUGCUGAAGAUCGCGCAAAAAUUACAAUCCUUUUUAACACGAAUGUUGCAACUGCAGGGACCGGAACUGAUUCGUAAAUUGUUCGAAAAGUCUCGCAGGACUCAUAAAUUAUUUUCAACUUUCGAGCCGGCAUCGGCCGGCCUGUCGAAAAUAUUCCAUCCUUUUUAGGAUGGAAAAUUUGAAAAGUGGAAACUAUUGAACUAUCGCAUAUCUCUUACGCUGACGUUUUACACGUACCUGUUCGAAGACGGGCGAUUCUGACUAGAAAUUUCCAUGUCAAAUUUCAAAAUUACUCGAUGACGAAAAUGACAAAAAGGUAUAACCCUUGGUUAGUGAAACUCACAGCACACCGGGCGGUAAUCGUUAAGGGCGUUUCAGGGGUUGUUAGCAAGUUGCUUCGAAACAGUUCGAAACAGAUUGUAAUCCGCAAUGAAACUGGAGAGAAGGUAUUCGGGACUCAUAUCUACGGAGACCUCCGACUACUUAAAGACGCUGUUUCUUCGUUAGAGAAGAGAACCCGAAGCCCACGCUGUACUUUUUCUUCGCCUGAAGAAGAGAGGGUAUUGGAGCCCCCCCGCGGUCGCCGACGGACGUAACGGAGAAUCCUGGCUCAGAGAUCCGUUACCUUCCGAGGAGAGCAGAGGUAAGCGAACGAGCGAGCGAGCGAGCGAGCGAGCGGGCAGAAGAAGCGGCGAUCCUGUUGGUUUCCACGAGACCUCGCGGUAGUUGCGAAAGCGCGGCCGGCCAACGACCAACAACUCGCAACGAGUGCUCGCGCGACUCGUGCCCGAGCGCGGAGAAGCGGAGAAUUACGAAAUCGCCGUCGUCGCGCUCGUCGUGCCCGUGUCCCAUCAUAGUCCCGCUAAUAAAUCGCUAACGCGAACAACGCUCCGUGAUAUCGGAUAUGUCAUAUCUGCGGAAUUAGCGCGCGCGCGCGCGCGCGCGCGCGACAGCUCGAUGCCGGGCCCGGAAUGCUCGGUCGUGAGUGGUGUGCGUGAAUCUCGGUGCCGCGUAGUGUGUCCCGCGAGAGGAUACCAGCCUGAUAUCGAGGUGGAUUCCGCGGAGUCGGUUAUCUCGCACGGCGCGCGAAACACGCGCUGAAUCGCGCGAACGUCGACGAAAUUCGCCGUAUGCUGCGGCGAGGAGGCACGAGGGAGGGAGGAGGACGACGAGGAGGAGGAGGAGGAGAAGGAGGAUAACGAGGUCGUCGUUGCAGGAGGAACGGCGCGCGAAGGACCCGUGCGCGUAGGAGUAUCUUCGAAGAGCGGCUUCUCGUGCGAGUGAGAGAGAGAGAGAAAGAGAGAGAGAGGGAGGGAGGGAGGGAGGGAGGGAGAGAAGAAGAAACAGCGUGAAGAAAGUGGUCCUCGUCGAAGGAAGCAUGUGGUAGUGCGGGGGGAACCACGGAGACGACGGUGCUGGUGAGACGUCGAGAAGGCACACACGGAGGAGGAUCCUUGGGAACCGGAAGACGGCACCUGUUAGUGCCUACCGCGACCGCCGAGGAGUAAGCAAGGUCCAAGCAGCGGUGGCGAGAGGGGGAGAAGAAGACGCGUCGAUCGAAAGUGUGAUCACACAUUACGUCCGGAUGAGUAUCGUCGCUGAGUGCGGCAGCUUCCUCGUGGGCGCGCCUUCCGCCAAGAAACGAGAAGCGGAGCGUGCGACGAUGGCGGCCACGGCCGGCAGGUACGCCGUCACGGAGAUGCGCCACUCGAGGAGCGAGGAUCUGCUCGGCGCGAUACCCGGCUCCAGGUCUCCCAGCCCGGCCGUCACUCUGCCGGCCACGGCGUCCGAGGACGAUCUGAUCGCGAGCAGUGCUCUUCGGGACGUGGAUGGCUGCGGCGACACCGACGGCGGCGGCGGCGGCGGCGGCGGCGGCGGCGGCGGCGGGGACUGCACCGCCGCUGGAAGACCAUCGCGACCCAUCAUCCUGUCGCCGCCGAGAGCGCCGGGGGUCCUCGCCGAUCGGAUUGACCCGGAGGACUCCAUCCGUGACAUCGUCACCGAGAAUGAUCUCUACAGGUUCGUUCUCUUCAAGCGGCACUACGACAAGUACGUGGCCCUUUCCGCCAAGUACGAGGAAGCAAAGGAUAUCGCUUACUACCUGGAGGAGCGUUAUCAUGAAGUCAAGGCUGAGAGGGACAAGCUGGAAGAGGCUCACAGGGCCUUGGACAAGCGACUGGAGGGCUGCGAGGCAGAACUGCGUGGCAAGGAAGACGAGCUGUUCCUGCAGCUGGAGAAGAGUCUGCGACUAGAGGAGGAGGUCGAACGGACGAAGCUCGAGAGGGACAGCUGCAUGGCGGCGCGAGAACGACUGGACCAGGAGCAGCAGUCGGCCCUCCGUCGCCUACACCUGCAACUGGACCAGAACGAGAUCACGAGGCGGAACCUGGAGAGAGCGCGCCUCGACGUUGUCCGGCAAGCUAACAUCAUCCGUGAGGAAAAGGACGCUCUGGAGAAAGAGAACCAAUCGCUCAAGGAAAAACUCAAGAUCGAGCGGAACGAGCGAGGAGCUGAGUUGCGUCGUCGCGAAGAAGGUGUCGCCGCGCUCACGAGGGAGACCGCCACACUGAGGCAUGCAGCGCGUCAUCUCCGCGCCGUCACGCUCCACGCGACGUCCUGUCGGAGUCGCCGCCGAUGCUCCAUCUGCCUCUACGCCAGGCGCACCUUUGCCGAGGUGGACGACUGUCGCGAUGAUGGGAAUAUCUUCAAGUGCCUUCAAGCGCCCUUACAAGAUCUUCGCAGUUGGUUUCGACCUUGUGCGGCGUCGAUCGGCUCAUCUCAGGGUCUACGAGCCAACUCGCUCAUGACACAUCAAGGAAUCGGAUACGUCGACGACUCCAGCGUCGACAGCAGUGGCAGCGGUAGCAGCAGCAAUAGCAGCAACAGCAGCAAUGGCAGCAGCAGUAGCAGCAGUAGCAGUACCAGCAGUAGCACCAACAGCGUUUCCGAUGACGAAGCCUGUCCGAGCACCCCGAUGGCCGAACAUUCCGUUUCGCUGAACACUUCCACGGCGCCGCCUACGGUCAGAGCUUUCUCGUCGGAUUCAGGCUUCUCAUCGGAGAUCGGAGACCGUAGAUCGCAGUACUUUGAGAACGUCAGCAGCAGUACGAGCAGCGGUAGCGACAAGAGCAGGAAGAUCAGCGACUCGUUGGACUGCAACGAGGCCGACGAUCACGAAAGGACCACGACGGCGGGAGCUAGCGGAUUCAACCGAGGCUCCAAGUGGACCUCCUCCUUCCGCAGACUGCUCGGCCGGAAGUCGAAGGGCAAAUCCGAUUGUUCGUCGCAAACGAGUAAGACUGAUAAGCCGCGAUAAACGACACGACGUUUUGUGUAAGCGCUCGUCGCGAACGCGUAUUCCCGUCCUGCCUCUGCCUGUUCGCGACGGGCGCGGCGUGCGAAGGAGAUUCAAGGAGAAUCUCUCGCGAACUCCGGACGAACCCCCCUCCCGCAGCGGAAGGGUCGCCGGGCAUUGUGGAAACUGCCGAGGGUUCGCUUAAUGACUCAGUCGAAGGAUAUCGGGGACAUUUAGAAGGAUUUAGGGAUUUAGGGAUCCUGGAAUUUCCGAGAGAGUGGCUUGCGUAUCUUGGAGCUCCUUUUCGGAGAGCGCUCGGCUGCGAAAUAAAAUGGCAAAAAGUGGGAUCCAGCAGCCAACACUAGUAUCUCAAGAAAUAUUAGAGUGAGAACGACUACUAACUUCUCCCUGCGUUCUUCUUUUUUCGCUCGUAACGAUCUCCGCACGAUCUUUUGUUACUUACUACGACGGUAAGUAGCGGUAAAUGAAGUAGAAGUUGCAUUCUCCGCUCCGGAAUCCAGAAACCCUAAGUGUAGAUCCCGACGUCCGUUUGCCGCGGUGUAGGAAUUGAAUUUCGUGCGAGUUAGAGUAUCACGAUUAUACAGGGUGUCCGACAAGUAAAGACGAAAUGCUCGCGCGCAGUUAGCGCGGAGACAGAGCUGAAUAGGAAAGUCCUCUACUGUUCUGCAAACCUCGCAAUGAUUAUGAAGAGAUCAAUUGAAUAUUAUAUUAUGAUAAUUAUAUUGUACUUUAUGUUGUAUUAUAUUAUAUUGCGUUAAAUUGUACUGUAUCGUAUUGUACUGUAUUAUAUCAUGCAUUUAUAUUAUAUUGCGAUAUUAUAAUGUAUCUGUUGACGAUCUCUCUCCUGACAACGGCAGGUGGCGGAUAAUGCUAAAUCGCACACCUCCAUUGUCCAACAGCGUAUGACGCCCGCCGUUGCCAGAUUUUCAACAGAUUCGAGCUAUUUUGGACGAGACAUUGUCCAAAUCUGGAGCUCAUCCUACCGCUCUCCUUCUAAGCGCGCUCAUUCGCUAGUAUUGUUUAAUUAAUUCUUCAAUAACCAUUGCGAAACUUACAAGAUGGUGAAGGAUCUUGCUGUUCACUUUGACCCGGUCUACUUGCACAGAAGCGUCUCAUCGACAGUAAUUGUCAUUAACUGUUACGUUAUAUGUAUGAAACGACAAGGAGCUAGAUUAUUAGAGACACAAUAUCGUGAUCGGGGACUUUCUAGAUAUUUAUUAGCGAAUUAUAUCAGACAAGUUCUAAAGGCUCCGAGUUUCGAAAAAAAAGAAAAA
This is a messenger RNA of Harpegnathos saltator (Jerdon's jumping ant), 5158 nucleotides long. Its product is annotated as coiled-coil domain-containing protein 6. The coding region runs from base 2154 to 3884 and encodes 576 amino acids. The record is from RefSeq and is a predicted model, not a curated record. The transcript has 7 exons. NCBI's taxonomy places the organism in Eukaryota, Metazoa, Arthropoda, Insecta, Hymenoptera, Formicidae.